Molecule: messenger RNA, 1170 nt
Organism: Aspergillus homomorphus CBS 101889
Lineage: Eukaryota; Fungi; Ascomycota; Eurotiomycetes; Eurotiales; Aspergillaceae
Exons: 2
Source: RefSeq, a predicted model, not a curated record
AUGGCUCCAACAACAGGCCUUUUUUUGACCCGGACUCUGAAUUCAGGGCGGGUUUCUCUCGAGUUCGCCGAGCAAUGGAAGAGCCCCAGCGAUGUGUUCUCUGUUCUAUUGAUCCUUGGCGGCGACGUUGUCGCAAGAGCCCUCGCGCAGGUGUCAGGGUCACGCCUGACGCCGGUAGCGUUCUCAUUUGGAUGGGUGGCCUAUGCGGUAUCGGCAGUGGUAUUGACUGUCGGCGAGAACAGACUCAUGCCACCGCCCGAUUGUUCCUGCAAGGUUAUCAACGGUCUGAAUGGCUAUGCUCGUGAUAAUACAAGUUGGAUUCUCGGUCGCAUGGUCCGAGACUACGAAAGCUGGAUGGACGGGGGCAUGUUGGAAGGCCCUGUGCACCAACGCCUGGCUCGCAUAUUAAACGACAGCUGGGAGGCUACGAAGCGAGAGCAAAAGCAGACGCAUGGCGAGAUAACACGACCACGGCAGGCUGGGCUUUGUGUCUCGGUCUACCGCGCGGUGCAAACUGUCCCCGGCCACCCGGGCUAUGAUCGCGUCUACUUUACCGGACUUGCCACUUGGCUUAUUCAGCUGGGUAUCGCAGCUAUCCCUUACGGGCUGUUCGGGAAUUGGGCUAUCCUGCUCGUCACGGGUGCCGGAAUCUUCCUCGCCAUGAUCACCGGCGCGCUGGGCCAGUGGAAGCUCGAGAAAUGGGCAGGGCGGCCCAACCGCAGCGCCGGCAAGCCGGUGAUACUUACCAAGGGGAAUGGCAGCCAGCAUGCCAUUGUCAUCCUUAGUGACAAGGACCUCUGUCUCGAUUUGGAGACCCUGGCUUCAGGGCAGGCCAAUAUUGACGUUUCAACCUCCCUUUUGACUCGGGUCACCAUCACAGUACUGGCAGCCAUGUGGACCUGCCUCCUGAUCACAGCCUCUGCUAUAACGCAUGACACUUGGUUCCUGCUUGCUAUCGGCGGUAUUGGUAUUCUCCAGAAUGUUUUCACCGCCGGAGCGCGACGAACACCGGAAAGCUUUGGCUUUGUCUUAAAGUUCGAAGAGGUCAUUGGCCAUUUUAAGGUAAUGGAAACACUGGUCCAAGUCGAAAAGAAGUAUCCCCGUACGGGGAAAAGUAUGCUGCCUACUUUCUUCCCGGGCGAGCUGCUUCCUGCCGAAGUGAAACUAUGG